CGCUGUCUCGGCUCCGCUGUGUUGUUGUGUGUCGCUGUGUGUGUUGUCCAGUCUGCACUCUGGAGCGGCGGCGGCAGAAGAUCUCGGAUUUCUCCAGGUCCUCCCGGGAGAAGCUGCAGCAGCAGCGGGACAAGAUGUUCUCGAAGUUCACGUCCAUCCUGCAGCAUGCCGUGGAGGUGCUCGCUCCUUCUCUGCCGUUACAAGAAGACUUUGUCUACCACUGGAAGGCCAUCACCCAUUAUUACAUCGAGACGUCCGAUGACAAGGCUCCUGUGACCGACACCAACAUCCCGUCUCACCUGGAGCAGAUGCUGGACAUCCUGGUGCAGGAGGAAAGUGAGCGCGAGUCUGGAGAGACGGGGCCCUGCAUGGAGUACCUACUGCACCAUAAAGUCCUGGAGACCCUGUACACACUGGGCAAGGCCGACUGUCCUCCGGGCAUGAAGCAGCAGGUCCUGGUCUUCUACACCAAGCUCUUAGGAAGGAUCAAGCAGCCUCUGCUCCCCCACAUCAACGUGCACCGCCCCGUCCUGAAACUCAUCCGUCUGUGCGGAGAAGUCCUGGCCAAUCCGACCGAGAACGAAGAGAUCCAGUUCUUGUGCAUCGUGUGCGCCAAACUGAGACAGGACCCCUAUCUCGUCAACUUCUUUCUAGAGAGCAAAGUGAAGGCGUCUGACAGCGCUGGACCUUCCAGGAACCUGGGGGCAGCCGCCGGGGGCAGCACAGAGGAGGUUGUAGCUAAUGACACGGGGCAGGCUCAGCCUCCAGGGGCAGUACAUGCCAGCUCUGCCCCCAUAGACAAGCUGGAAGCCCGUGCUGCCCCCGGGCCGUCCACCAAUCACAUCCUGCAAGACUAUAAUCUGGUCAAUUCCUUAUUAAACCUGACAAAGAGCCCGGACGGGCGCAUAGCUGUGAAAGCCUGCGAAGGGUUAAUGUUACUGGGGAGUCUGCCGGAGCAGGCCGCGGCCAAGUGCCUUACGCAAAACACUGCGGUGUGUGAGCUGCUGACCGACCGGCUGACCUCCCUGUACCGGGCUCUUCCACAGUCCAUCGACCCCCUGGACAUAGAAACCGUGGAGGGGAUUAACUGGGGGCUGGAUUCGUACAAUGUUAAGGAUGACGCCUCGGCCUUCCCUGGUAAAAGAGCUCUGAUCUCCUUCCUGUCCUGGUUUGAUUAUUGUGAUCAGCUUAUUAAGGAGGCGCACAGGAUGGUGGCCACUACGAUGGCGCGGUCGGUGCGGGAGAGGUUCCUGGUUAAUGUGUUGGAGCCGCAGCUCAUGCAGACGUCGGAGAUCGGGAUCCUGACGGCCACCUCCCUUCUGCAUAGGAUUGUGCGCCAGGUCACGUCUGAGGCUUUGCUCGAGGAGAUUGUCUUUUUUCUUCUGGGAGAGCAACGAGAGCCGGAGACCCUGAGCACCAUUCAGAGCGUCCCAUUACGCCAUCGCCUCAUAGAACAUUGCAACCACAUAUCGGACGAGAUCAGUAUUAUGACGCUGCGGCUGUUCGAGCACCUACUACAGAAACCCAACGAGCACAUCCUAUAUAACCUGAUCCUGCGAAACCUGGAGGAGAGGAACUACACUGAGUACAAGCCCCCGUGUCCGGAGGACAAGGACGUGGUGGAGAACGGGCAGAUCCCAGGAGCCGUAGAUCUUGAAGAAGAUCCGAUAUUUACAGACAUCUCUCCGGACAACACUUUAUCUAAGGAGUGGUUGAGCGCGUCCCCUCCCAUUACGCCCGAUCAUCAGAGAACUGAUGGUAAAACCGAAGUGCACAAAAUCGUCAACAGCUUUCUCUGUCUGGUUCCUGAUGAAGCAAAAUCUUCAUAUCAAGUGGAAGGCACCGGCUAUGACACCUACCUCAGAGACGCCCAUCGACAGUUCCGGGAUUACUGUGCAAUCUGCCUGCGCUGGGACUGGCCCGGCACCGCCAAGCCCAUAGAGAAGUGCAAUCUAGAAGCUCCGUUCUUCGAGGGGCAUUUCCUGAAAGUUCUCUUUGACAGGAUGGGUCGGAUACUGGAUCAGCCGUACGAUGUGAACCUGCAGGUGACGUCGGUGCUCUCCAAGCUCGCUCUCUUCCCUCACCCUCACGUACAUGAAUUCCUCUUGGACCCCUACGUCAACCUGGCCCCUGGGUGCCGCUCCCUCUUCUCGGUCAUCGUCAGGGUGGUUGGAGAUCUCAUGGUGAGGAUUCAGCGGAUCCCAGACUUCACCCCUAAACUCCUGCUGGUGAGGAAGAGGUUACUGGGGCUGGAGCCCGAUGGUCCAAUUGUUGACCACAUGACGCUGUUAGAGGGGGUCAUCGUGCUCGAGGAAUUCUGCAAAGAACUGGCUGCCAUUGCCUUUGUCAAGUACCACAGCUCCACCACGCCUUGACGCCGCCCCCAGGGACCGUCCCCUCCGCACCUACGAGACCAAAUUUUACGUAUUUAAUUCGUUUUUAUGUUUGAGCAAAGACUUUAUUUUGGAAAGAAGGGAAAUCGGACGAAGACAUUAAAGGCGUCUUCUCCGGGCUGAAGCUGCACGCACAAGAGACGUCGCACGUGGAUUUACUCGCCGUUACCUUAUGUGUUUUACAGAACUUUUUAGUCGUUUGGGGUUUUCCCGCUGGAUGUUGAGUUUCGCAUGCAUGAUCUUUUUUUUUUUUUUUUUAAAGACUCAAAAUUGCUAUGAAUCGGAAGCCACUGAUGAUGUCAUCAGAUGUUCUAGUGGGCGGGCGAAGUCUGUUUACAUAAAAAUGCAUUAAGUAUUCUACCCCGAACACUUCAGAUGACGGCGUCAGCAGCCGCACGGAGCAGUCGUCUCGGUUACGUCCUGUCCGCACCGUAUGGAGAACACCGCACGGAUUCUCGGCUUUAAUACCGGACUCAAGAAAAAGCAAAAAUAAAACUUUUCCACUUUUGUAUUUAAGAGCGAAACCUGGAAACGCUGUCGAUUUAACGGACUAUUGAACCUGACGUUAUGUCCGGUCCUUGUGUGACAUCUGACAGCGCUGGUGGCGCCGGCGAUCGCUGCUUCACGUGCUGCUCGAUCCGCCAUGUUCUUAUUUUAAUUUCUUUUUAGGAUGUUGUUGGAGUAAAUGUUAAUGUUGGAGACGAGAAGCUUGUAAGAAAAUAAUAUAUUCCACGACCGGAUGUCAAUUAUCGGCAUAUUUGCUUUCUGUAUAUAUGUAAUGUAUAAAUUGUAUUAUACGUGCAUAUAAAGUCAUUACCAGGA
Bufo bufo (common toad) is the source of this 3215-nucleotide messenger RNA. It is a transcript of the gene FHIP2A, whose product is annotated as FHF complex subunit HOOK interacting protein 2A. The transcript is spliced from 17 exons. The record is from RefSeq and is a predicted model, not a curated record. Bases 135 to 2375 code for a protein of 746 amino acids. Lineage: Eukaryota; Metazoa; Chordata; Amphibia; Anura; Bufonidae.